Molecule: messenger RNA, 1662 nt
Organism: Metarhizium acridum CQMa 102
Lineage: Eukaryota; Fungi; Ascomycota; Sordariomycetes; Hypocreales; Clavicipitaceae
Source: RefSeq, a predicted model, not a curated record
AUGGCCUAUGCCCUACUCGGAAUGUUCGACAUUCAGAUGCCUCUGAUCUACGGUGAAGAUAUUCCAAAAGCCCAUUUGGUCGUGCCUUUCGGCAAAAAUGUCGAUAUCGUUGGUCGAGGGGGCAUUCUGGACGAAGUAAUGAGGAAAAUUCCUCCGGCGACCAAUGAUAACACCUGCCAGAUGACUGUAAUCGAGGGUCUAGGUGGCGUAGGCAAGACUCAAAUUGCCCCCCUCAUCGUCAUCACAGCCUCAGGAAGUUCUCAAAGAAUGUCCUUCGAUUACAUCAUCAUCGGGGCUGGCACCUCUGGACUUCUGGUUGCCAAUCGACUAUCGGCCAACUCAAAUACAAGAGUUGUGCUGAUUGAGCCUAGUUCAGACGACCGCAACAAUCCAAACGUUACAGACCCAUUGAACCGCGAUAAAAUAAGCGACAGUUGGGAAGCUAGAGAGAAUGGACCAACGAACAACGUGGAACUCACCUGCCGCCGCUACUGUUGCAAGGCAACAAUUACAGUGCACCGCCCCGUUUUGUUAUCGUCGUCUUGUCCAAGUAGUAUUACGAUUGACGAGACUGAUACGGGGAAUGUGCCUAGGUACUCGAGUAUUUGUGUGGUGGAACACGGCGCAACAAUCUGCACGGGUAUCCCGCCUUCCAACCAGCCUGAUUCCCAGCCUGUGUACGCUCACGGACGAACAGAACACAAUUGCGUGCUAUCUCGAGUCAUGCCGACGAAGAAAAUAUCACAAUUCGUAACCAUCUUUUCGGACGAGUUCCCAAAACCGCGGUCCCAAUCCCCUUGGUUGACCUCACCUCUCAAAGACUUCAUCCUUGGUCCAGAGGUUCGAGAAUUAGAAGCGAGGUUGGCCGACUACUCUGGCGCAACCCAUGUUGUCACUUGUGGAAGUGGCACAGCGGCAUUGACAUUAGCUCUGCUGGCGCUCGGGCUGCAACCUGGGGAUUCUGUACUCGUUCCGGAUUUGUCCUACCCGCAACAUCUGACAAUCAAUCCAUCUCUCGUGGACGCAGGUGUCACUGCCGCUACUAAAGCCGGACACCGAGCAGUGGGAAUCAUUGCAGUCAAUCUUUAUAGUCACCCAGCUGAUUACGAUGCGUUACAUGAAGCUGCCGCCCUACACAGGCUCUGGGUUAUCGGCGACGCCGCGCAAAGUUUUGGCGGGAGCUCGGGCGGCCGUCGCGUAGGUUCGCUUGCGCGUCCGACUACAACAAGCUUCUUUCCCUCGAAGCCACCUGGGCGCUACGGUGAUGGAGGCGCUGUAUUUACGAACGACGGUGAGAUAGCAGAGCUCUCAAGAUCACUGCGCCAGCAUGGGCUCGAUAAGACCAAGUCGAACGGUUUGCGCAUCGGCUUGAACGGUCGGCUCGAUACGAUUCAAGCAGCCGUCUUGCUUUGCAAAUUAGACUUGCUCACAGAAGAGAUGAUUAGAGAGAAAAAGUGGCAGGCAGAUAUGCUCAGCUUUGGCAUGGAGUUGUUACGCUUCCAAGGGCUCGCGAUGAUUUACACUCUGCCUGGGCAGCAUAUACCAUACGGACUACGCAGCGCGAUAUCAUCAAGCAGUACCUUGGUGAUCAUGGCAUUGCUUCCGCCAUCUACUACGCUGUGCCUUUUGACAAGUAACUUGCAUAUCAGCGGUUCCCGAUGA